AUGCCAGGAGGUCGAUGGGAAUGUGUUAAUUGUCGUUCUGAGGAUGGUACCACCCCCUCGCCAGCUAUUCGUGCCUCGCCGCCGCCAGACCGCCGGUUAUCAGUGGAGGACGAUGCUGGAGACGGUGUUGUCGUCGGCCCGGACGAUCUUGGCGCUUCGCGACUCUUGUUUUCUGUGAAGAAUGAUGUCGCGGCUAUGAGAAAUGACAUCAAAGAACUACGAAACUCAGUCACGUUCUGUUCUGGUAAAAUCACUGAUUUCGAACAAAGAAUAAGCAAGCUGCAUGAGGUCGUCAAGCUUGCAAAUCAAGUUAAAAUGGAAAAUGAUCUUUUAAAAAAAGAAGUGACUAACUUGCAGACUAGAUUGGAUAGCGUUGAGCAAAAUCUAAGAUUGAAUAAUGUUGAGAUCACGGAUAUACCUGAAAAGAAUAAUGAAAAUUUGAUUGAGAUUGUGAGGAGGGUUGGCGAAUUUAUGGAAGUAGAGGUGGAGCCCUCUGCUAUAUCAUCCGUUUCACGGACAAGGAUUACAAAUAAACCCAAAAAUAUUGUGGUGACGUUCAUCUCUAAAGCAAAACGAGAUGAAAUGUUGUCCGCAGUUAAAGUAAAGCGCAAUCAGUUGGAAAGAAAAGAUGGUUUUAAAUUGGAUGGAUUAUCGAAUAAAUUUUAUGUUAACGAACACCUCACUAUCAGGAGCAAAAUUAUUUUCAAAGCUGCUCGGGUAAUGGCUAGAGAGAAGGGUUUCAAGUUCGUGUGGACUCAGAACGGUAAUAUUUUAAUGAGGAAAAAUGACACAUCUAGAAUCCUACAUAUUCGAAGCGAAGCUGAUUUGGCAAAGUUGUCCUAA
Molecule: messenger RNA, 843 nt
Organism: Coccinella septempunctata (seven-spotted ladybird)
Lineage: Eukaryota; Metazoa; Arthropoda; Insecta; Coleoptera; Coccinellidae
Exons: 1
Coding region: 1-843 (280 amino acids)
Source: RefSeq, a predicted model, not a curated record